Acanthosepion pharaonis is the source of this 1068-nucleotide messenger RNA. Lineage: Eukaryota; Metazoa; Mollusca; Cephalopoda; Sepiida; Sepiidae. The record is from the annotation of a GenBank genome assembly.
AUGACCGUCAUCUCCCAAAAUGGCUUGCGGAUGCUUGACGUGGGAAUUGUCAAUCAGACAACCAUGAUCACCACUUCGAUAGAUGCUAACCUUCGCAUUUGGAACUGCGCCCGAAAGUUCCAAGAACCAGAAACCAAAGUCAGUUUUGAACAAAUUAGGCACGGAUCUGUCCAGGACGUGAAGUUUCUACCAAAUCCACGCUAUCUGCUAUUUAUGAUUGGUUUUGGUCCUUUUUAUUGGUAUGUUUAUGACGUCACCACCUGUGAAAUCCUCAUGGAAUUGCAAUUGAUCAAUGGUAACGCGAUGGCAUUUCCCUUAAGCAAUACACAAAUCGCCGCCGUGAGCCAAUCUUGCAAACUGAAAAUUGUGGACUUGGAAACUUGCUCGAUAACCAAGGUGUUCAAAGGAAAAGUGCAUCCUACAAGUUGUUUUCUAACAAUAAAAAACGGCAAAGAGAUUCUGACUACUAGUUGCUGCAGACGGAACUUAAAAGUCUACGAUACAGAAGCGGGACAAAUAAUCAAAACAAUGCAGGGUGUCAGUCAAAAUAUUUCCCAUAUUUCUAUAAACAAAAGUGAGAACAUCGCUCUGGCAUUUACUGAAGGUGACUGUGUCCUCAUCGUAGACAUGCUCCAAUAUGAGAUACUGCACAUAAUGAACCCAAAAGACAUUGAAUUUUGCAACAGUAUGUUGACGAACCAAGAGGCCGUUCAGGUAUCAAGUGACGGUACUUUGUUGAUAUUAAUGGUUAAGAAAUAUCUUGACAUCAACAGGACGGACAAUAUAUUUUCUACUGUGCUUUGGAACAUUACACAAGAGAACGUCCACUGUCAUAUGUUUGACAAGGAGUACCAUGAAAGAUACAAGGAUUUUGCUGUUGAAAUGAAUGCUGAUGUUGAAUCAGCCACUUUUAUGCAGGAGGACCAGGUCGUAUUGUCCACACACGAUGACUACAUCAUUAGAGUAUUUUCUACAGCUUCAGACACAUUCAAAAAACAUGGUUAUGGAAAUACAAUAAAAAUGACUGAUGAUGAAGUUGAUGAUGAUGAUGAUGAUAACGACAACUGA